CGGGCGUAGGUUAGGGUUAGUAGGCGUUUAACAGUCUGGCGAUUUAGAAGAUAGUGUAGCGAAGAACAAACACCAGAUAAUAAUUCAGAAUAAAAUCCGAUGAUGCAGCUCCCGUGUUUCUUCCUGAUUUUGUGGUUCUAUUUUUACGUGCUAAAUGGAGGCCAAGGAAUGGUUACCAUUACAAAGACCAAAGGAACGACGAUAGAAUGUUCAUCCAACACUGAACUUACGUUCAAAUUUAAAAAAGCUCUCAACAAUGAAUAUUACGCGAUCGCAGAAUGUGAUAAAAUGAUACAAUCAUGUUAUAUUCUUGAACGAGGUCUGGAAAACACAUAUAAUAUUUCAUACACUGGUCGUGGGGGAAUUCUUCAAAUCCUUAGUUUACGUGAAGACACGUGUGGGACAUACGAAUGUUCUGAAACAUACACUCCCCACAAUUUCGUCACCGUUGACGUGGUUUCAUAUGAUAAUACUCUCGAUGUAAAUAAUGACAUCCCAGGCGUUUCUGCUUGUGCGUCAAUACCAAUUUACCUGCUGCCGGUUUGCUUUCUUUGUGUCAUCCUUGGCUGUGCCAUUACUUACGCAUGGUUUAAAGCUACAGUUUGGAAGACGGUCGCGACAGAUUGCUUAUCUUUCUUAAAGAUGGAAAACGAUACGCCAGCACACAACGUCGGUACACUACAGGCGUCAGGCCAGCGCAGGAGCGAUUGCUCCACACAACCACUUGUGGAAGAUACGGAGUUAAAAAACAAACAACCUGUUGUCGAUGAAUGCAAGAGUAUGGAUGCUGACAGCUGUAUGGUCAACAGUGAUGAAACCUCAACUAUGAAUCGUGGCAAUUGUAUGAUGAAAGACCACAUAACCGAUGGAGACACAUAAGCGCACUCAAGUUUAAAUGAGAGGAAAGGCUGUAAACACAACUAUCUGCGUCGAAUCCAGAGUCAAAACACUUCGAGGAAAAUCACUUUUAGCAGAAUAAUAUGGACAUAAAAAAGGACACAAACUGAUUUUAGAUACAAACCGGUGUCAAACAUAUGUCGUUAAACCCCCAAAAACGAAGUUUAGGGGGGUAAAUAGGAGUGAGCUUGUCUGUCAUUCUG
This is a messenger RNA of Dreissena polymorpha, 1100 nucleotides long. RefSeq lists its product as uncharacterized. The record is from RefSeq and is a predicted model, not a curated record. NCBI's taxonomy places the organism in Eukaryota, Metazoa, Mollusca, Bivalvia, Myida, Dreissenidae. Bases 100 to 879 code for a protein of 259 amino acids. The transcript is spliced from 10 exons.